CACCCAACUGGUUCGCCACGAACGAGAUAUGCCGUAUUGUUACAGUACAGACCUAGAUUUCCAAGUGACGAUAAGUAAAUUUUAGGUGUGUCGCGUAAUUUCGCUUCGUAACCAUGCGAAAAAAGUUGAAUAUUUAAAAAAAAAAUAUAUAAAAUAUAUAUAUAUAUUUAUAUAAAUUGAAAGUCAGGGACAAUGCAAACUAUCAGAAUUUUUAAACGAACAAUUAUCCCUAUAAAAUGUGCGUGCUUGUGUGGGAAGAUUCCACAUUAGGAGGUCAAGAUUGAUGAAAGAAGAAAAUGGAAGAUGAAAAGUUUCCUAAAAUAGAUAAACAAGGUGUUAUGAUGAAUGAUGACGAACAAGAUGAAUUUCAUACAGCUACACAAUUAUUUGGAGACAAAUUUUCAGCUGAAAUUCCAGAGAAGCAGGAAUUGAUUACCAAAAGUGAAGCAAAUGUUGAAACUGACAGUAAAGAAAUUUCAGAAAUAUAUAGAGCAAAUAAUAUUGAUUUGAUCCACAAAAAUGAAGUAUCAAGUAUGAAAUCUCAUUUAAAAGAUAAAUGUAACGAACUUUCAGUUUUAGAAAAUAGUUGCAUCAGUGAUGCUAGCAAGGAUCUUUUUCCAUCUUUUAGAAAUGAGUCACAGAAUUUUCAAAAUACAUUGAAUUUUAUCAACACAGAUAGUGGAUUUAUUUCUAAUGUUGAUGAUUCAUCAUUGCAGUGUCCUACUGCUAUUUAUAAUACAGAUAGUUUUUCAAUCAACUUUGAUAAUAGAGAGCUUAAAUCAUCAAGUUUUGACCAAAAGGAUAAAGAAACUUUCUCAGAAAGUGAUAAUGAAUCCUUAAUGAAAUCGUCUCUGGAUCCAAAUUCACUUACUAUUUCUUCUGUUUUAAAAUACUCUUUGAGGAGAACUAGACCACUAUUUCCUGAGAUUACUUUGUCUACUUCACCUGAACCAGUUUUGGAUGAGAAUGAAUCAACAUCUAUUUCUGAAUCUAAGAAUUCUAACAACAUUAUCAGUGAUUAUGCAAUGUUGAAUAAAGUUAAUAAAAUUUGUUUUGUAUCUGAAAACAAUAACAUCGAAAAUUUGCAAAAACUAUCUAAUUCUAAUUGUGAUGAAACUAAGAACAAGACGGAGAAUACAGAGGAUAAUUCUGUAGAUUUUUCUGCUUCCAAAUUAUCAAGUAUGAAAAAUGAUCAGAUAUUAAAAUCCUAUGAGAAAGCAAAUCAGAUUAAAGCUAUGACAAAUAAACAUUGUGUGAUAAUUAAGACUAUAUCUGAUGAAAAUUAUGAAAAAGAUGUAAAAAUAAAGCUUAGAUUAAGUACAUUAAUUGAAGCCUUAGAUCUUAUGUCUAAAGUACAAGUGCCUGUGCAAAAAAAUCAGAAUUCUUUAGAGGCUCUUGAUCUGCAAGGAAACCUCCAGUCUAAAAAUGAAAACUGUUUGAAUGAGAAAAGCUGUAUAAUGAAGAAUGUAUCAUGCAUAAAUACACCCAUUCAUCAUGAAAAGAGAAGGGACUCAAUUAAACUGAAUUAUGAUAAAAUAGAAAACAGAGAGCAUUCUAAGCAUCAAAAACCUCAUCCAGAAAAUACAUAUUUUCUGAGAUCACGUACAAGAAAUGAGAUUGGAAAAUUUUGUAAAGGAUGUGGGAAUUUUGUUCAGGAUGUCAAAAUGAAAUUGUCUAAUUAUUGUCAAAAAUGUCUAAAAAAACAAGAUGAAAAUAAAAAGCCUAAAAUCCCUAUUUUGAAUGAUAGGGAGUUAAACAAAAAUAAAGCAGGACGAGGAUCUUGCAAUUCUGAGAAGAAAUGUCAAGGUUCUAGAAUUCCAGUUAGCAAUAUUUCUAGAUUGCCACUUACACCUCAUCAGACUCAGGAGCCAUUCAAACAAAUUCUGCCAUUGAGAAGAUCUAGGAGAUGCCAAAAUGUCACCAGUACCAUUGCAAAAAAUCUUGCAGAAAAUCCACCUCCUCCUCUUAUACAGACUGUUCAUCCAAAAAGAGAACUAAGAAUGAGAACACCCUUAAGAGAGAGUAAUUCAUUAAAUGAGGAAACAAAAAAAAAUAAAGUAAAUACACCUAAAUCUUUAAGAUUAAUGAAUUUUUCUCCUUUACCAUCUGUUCACUACACUAAAAAUUUUACGAACUUAAAACAAAGGGAAUGGGAUCAGCUGACACAAAAACACACUGUUGAGAACAGAAAUGUGAAGAUGCAAUAUUUUCCUAGCCUCUUCAGGCCAACCAUUAUCAGACAUAAGGGAAACAAAAAUCUUCAAUGGGCGCAACAUCUAACGACAGAUAAAUCGUUAAAUUCUAGUCCUUCGAGAAUUUCUACUUUAACAGCUAAAUCUAUUUUAGUAAAACGUGAUAAGCAUGACAUAAUAUACCCUGAAGAUAUGCCAGUCAAUAUUAAUGAAAGCAUUAUUACAGAACAGUCUACAAAUGAUUCAUCAUGCUACAAGGAUAUUUCAACCAGCAUUAAGUGCACGACUUUAGAAGAAGUGCAUGUUCAUUAUACCAAUACCCUAUAUUCAAAAUGAAGCUAGGCUUAAUUAUAGAAACUGUAAAAAAAGGGAAAAG
This is a messenger RNA of Centruroides sculpturatus (bark scorpion), 2568 nucleotides long. RefSeq lists its product as uncharacterized. Bases 297 to 2528 code for a protein of 743 amino acids. Lineage: Eukaryota; Metazoa; Arthropoda; Arachnida; Scorpiones; Buthidae. The transcript has 9 exons. The record is from RefSeq and is a predicted model, not a curated record.